AUGACCACGAGGUACCGGUGGUCAGCUUCAGCUUGGAUGCUCCAUCCGAUGGUCAUGUAUGAUAAGACCGAUGACGCGAAAACGCUGCCUCAAGCUGUGAACUGCAAAGCCUGCUGCCAGCAGUCCAACAUCAACCGCCGCCGCCGAACUUCAACAGCUCUCCGUAAUGCGUCGACUGCUAUGUAG
Molecule: messenger RNA, 186 nt
Organism: Pyrenophora tritici-repentis Pt-1C-BFP
Lineage: Eukaryota; Fungi; Ascomycota; Dothideomycetes; Pleosporales; Pleosporaceae
Source: RefSeq, a predicted model, not a curated record